AUGUGCAAGGCCAUGAGCAAAGCAGCGAGCUGGGAGAUGGACGGACUGCGCGGCGACAGCAGCGGUGGCGGCGGCGGCAGCGGAGCCCCCGGGCAGUGCCGUAAUUUUCUCUCCUCGCCCGUUUUCGGGGCGGCGCACACGGGCCGAGCGGCCGCCGCCGCCGCUGCCGCCGCCGCCGCCUCGGGGUUCGCCUACGCCGGCGGAGGGGAGCGCUCGGGGGCGGCGGCGAGGCCCGACCCCCCGGCCAAGGACUGCCCAGGCUCCGCCGCGCCGGCCGCCGCCCCUGCGCUCGGCUAUGGGUAUCACUUUGGCAAUGGAUACUAUAGCUGCAGGAUGUCCCACGGGGUUGGGAUCCAGCAAAACGCCCUGAAGUCUCCCCCACAUGCCUCUAUUGGCGGCUUUCCCGUGGAAAAGUACAUGGACGUCUCCAGUCUGACCAGCACGAGUGUCCCCGCCAAUGAAGUCUCCUCCAGGGCGAAGGAAGUGUCCUUCUACCAGGGCUAUACAACCCCCUACCAGCACGUUCCUGGGUACAUAGACAUGGUCUCAACGUUUGGCUCUGGGGAACCGAGACACGAAACAUACAUAUCAAUGGAGGGCUAUCAGUCUUGGACUCUGGCUAACGGCUGGAAUAGUCAGGUUUACUGUGCCAAAGAUCAGACACAGAGCUCACACUUUUGGAAAUCGUCCUUUCCAGGGGACGUUGCACUAAACCAGCCCGAUAUGUGUGUCUACCGGCGUGGGAGAAAGAAGCGAGUGCCCUACACAAAACUGCAGCUUAAAGAACUCGAGAAUGAAUAUGCCAUUAACAAGUUCAUUAACAAGGACAAGAGGCGAAGGAUAUCCGCAGCCACAAACCUGUCUGAGAGACAAGUUACCAUUUGGUUUCAGAACAGGAGGGUGAAGGAUAAGAAAAUAGUCUCCAAACUGAAAGACAAUGUAUCUUGA
Messenger RNA from Strigops habroptila (Kakapo), 948 nucleotides. It is a transcript of the gene HOXD13, whose product is annotated as homeobox D13. The transcript is spliced from 2 exons. Gene Ontology annotation, molecular function: RNA polymerase II cis-regulatory region sequence-specific DNA binding; DNA-binding transcription factor activity, RNA polymerase II-specific. NCBI's taxonomy places the organism in Eukaryota, Metazoa, Chordata, Aves, Psittaciformes, Psittacidae. Gene Ontology annotation, biological process: regulation of transcription by RNA polymerase II. The record is from RefSeq and is a predicted model, not a curated record. The coding region runs from base 1 to 948 and encodes 315 amino acids.